CCUGUUUGCACAGGAAUGUGCGCCGUGGAGGGGCCAAAAUCUCUCCCAUCGCCUGCACGCUGCGGUCUUGGCAGCUCACGGGCUCUGCCAUCCCUCACAGCAGAAGGUAAAAUGAACAAGAUGAAAAACUUCAAGCGGAGGUUUUCACUCUCGGUUCCUCGGACAGAGACCAUCGAGGAGUCGCUGACGGAGUUCACGGAGCAGUUCAACCAGCUCAACAACCGCAGGAAUGAAGACCUGGCUCAAGGGCACCUGCAACUGGGACACCUGGGCAGGGACUUCCGAGCAGACACCAGCCCCCUCUCCCCCUCCGAGGGCGAAGGCCAGUCUCCGAUGGCCGUGCGCUACCGCAACAACAACCAGCGCCGCUUCUCCAUGGAGGAUGUCAGCAAACGUCUCUCCCUGCCCAUGGACAUCCGCCUGCCCCCCGAGUUCUUGCAGAAGCUGCAGAUGGAGAGCCCAGAGUUCCCCAAGCCCCUCAGCCGGAUGUCCCGACGGGCUUCCCUCUCAGAUAUUGGGUUUGGGAAGCUGGAAACCUAUGUUAAACUGGACAAACUGGGAGAGGGCACUUACGCCACCGUCUUCAAGGGCCGCAGCAAGUUGACGGAAAACCUCGUUGCCCUGAAGGAAAUCCGCCUGGAGCACGAGGAAGGGGCGCCUUGCACGGCCAUACGGGAAGUGUCGCUGCUGAAGAACCUGAAACACGCCAACAUCGUCACCCUGCACGACAUCAUCCACACAGAGCGCUCCCUCACCCUCGUCUUCGAGUACCUGGACAACGACCUCAAACAGUACCUCGAUAACUGUGGGAACCUGAUGAGUGUGCACAACGUGAAGAUCUUCAUGUUCCAGCUGCUACGUGGUCUGGCUUACUGUCACGGGAGAAAGAUCCUGCACCGAGACCUCAAACCCCAGAACCUGCUCAUCAAUGAGAGAGGAGAGCUCAAGCUGGCUGACUUCGGACUAGCCAGAGCCAAGUCAGUCCCUACGAAAACGUAUUCCAAUGAAGUGGUCACACUGUGGUACCGACCCCCUGAUGUCCUGCUGGGAUCUACCGAAUAUUCCACACCCAUCGACAUGUGGGGUGUCGGGUGCAUCCACUACGAGAUGGUCACCGGCCGGCCCAUGUUCCCCGGCUCCACGGUGAAGGAGGAGCUGCACUUGAUCUUCAGGCUGCUGGGAACCCCAACGGAAGACACCUGGCCUGGAAUAACGUCCAACGAGGAGUUUAAGGCUUACAAUUUCAUGCAGUACCGAGCCCAGGCGUUAAUAAAUCACGCCCCAAGGCUGGACUCGGAAGGCAUUGACUUGCUGAUGAACCUCCUCCUGUACGAAGCCAAAGGCCGGAUUUCAGCGGAGGCAGCCCUGCGGCACGCUUACUUCAAGAGCCUGGGAGAGCGGGUGCACCUCCUGCCUGACAACGUCUCCAUCUUCUCCCUGAAAGAGAUCCAGCUUCAGAAGGACCCUGGCUACCGAGGCUCAGCCUUCCAGCAGUCAGCCCGAGGGAAGAACAGGAGGCAGAGUAUAUUUUAAACUUGGAUCUCGUGUUCCCCUUGUCACCAUGGAGAUUAAAGCACUGAGAAAGGAGACGGCAACACGCUCCCACCUGACCCACCGCAGAAUUACUGACUCGAGCAGGACGAUGCUGACGCACCCGUGGCCGCAGGCUCUCCCCGGCCCAUCCCCACAACCACAGCCCCUAGCAGCUGCUCUUGAUGGACCUGUGGCCUUUUUCCCCUCUUGUUUCCAUGUUGCCCCCAUCAGAUGUGAGCUGCCACCCUCUGUGCAGGUGUGAGGGACUGCCCUGGGCAUCGCCCGGAGUGCAGGAUCAUGAGCUGCCCCAGGGAACUGCCCUCGGUGGUGGGUGGGGAGCCGGGCACGGUGCGGGGUUUGUGAGCAGAGAGUGGUAUCUCCAAAGCUGGGCUGUGGAUUGUAGCGUUUGGCCCAGGUGGGUAUGUCUGAAAAACGUUCCUUUGCUCAGACAACCUGCUCUGCACCCCCUAUUUCUUGGGGAGACACUGCAGCCGCGUUACGAGUCGGGGGCAUGACCCAGCCUGGCACCUGAAGCAUGAAAACCAGGGCAGCCCUCCCUUAUUUGCCUGAAUAACCCGUUUUUCUCUCCCCUUCUUUGGUACCUGAAUCCUGACAAGGAUGGAGCAGCUGGGAGAAGGGGGCUUCCCAUUGCUUCCCCCAGCACCUCCCCUCCUUGCCACCACUGUGUUUCCAAGUUGGCUCAGCUGGCUGCUCCCCAGGAGCUGAGAGCAAGGGCCGGUGUACCCCCCCUCGGGUUUCAGGUACCUGCGGGGAGGCAGGAGUGGAGGCAGAGGAGCAUCAGCUCCCAUUGCUGCUCCGAGCCCUUCGGCCAGCCUUUCCCAGGCACCGAUGGAGCAGCCCCUUUGUCAUCGCCGAGCCUGUCACCCCCCCAGCCCGCCGCCCUCUCUGCCAUCAUCACAAGGGGCAGGACACGGUUCCCAGCCGCUGUCUUGGGAGUUCAUCUCCCC
Athene cunicularia (burrowing owl) is the source of this 2501-nucleotide messenger RNA. It is a transcript of the gene CDK18, whose product is annotated as cyclin dependent kinase 18. Gene Ontology annotation, cellular component: nucleus; cytoplasm. NCBI's taxonomy places the organism in Eukaryota, Metazoa, Chordata, Aves, Strigiformes, Strigidae. Gene Ontology annotation, molecular function: ATP binding; protein kinase activity. The record is from RefSeq and is a predicted model, not a curated record. Bases 16 to 1533 code for a protein of 505 amino acids. The transcript is spliced from 16 exons. Gene Ontology annotation, biological process: protein phosphorylation.